Molecule: messenger RNA, 10583 nt
Organism: Xyrichtys novacula (pearly razorfish)
Lineage: Eukaryota; Metazoa; Chordata; Actinopteri; Labriformes; Labridae
Source: the annotation of a GenBank genome assembly
GUCCCGUGAAUGCAAGCUUUCACUUUGCGUAGUUCUCGAGAUUGUUCGGUUGUGGUUGGAGCUUUUACUCUAUAAUUUUAUCUGAAACACACCGUAAACCUCACAUUUCACUCAGUGUUUGAUGUUCCGUACAGGUUUAUUCCUAUGAUACCUCCGGUUAAACUCUCUUGAUGCACAAUAUACAAGAAAACAGGGCGUAAACAAAGCUGUAAGCUAACUCUGAGCAACAAUGUCAAGAUAUCUAAAGUAAAGUUACUGCCAACCGUGGACUCUGAACCCCUAAACAGGUAAGUUUACACUGUCUUUUGAAUGAUAUGCUGAUUUUAGUAGCUUUUUCUUGUAGUUUUAUAUAAAUGACUUUAUGCCGUUUGAAAAAAACAAACAAUUAACUCUUGACCUUCAUUCUUAGUGAGCAGUAAAUGUGAUAAAACAUUGAACUGAUCAGGGAGAAAAACUGGCAUUUGAAAUCGAGUAGUAAGUGGAUUAAUACAGUAAGAUAUUCUUACACACAGGACAUGUAUAGGGGAGUCUGGGGUAAGUUGAGCCACCCCCCUGUUGCUUGGAAACUGUAAAAAAAAAAAAUUGGUCAUGUGACCAAAUAUUUAGGAGAUGGACAUCAAUUCAUGGAGUCUGUGAAGGUUAGAAGCACAUGGGUGAAGAGGUUAGACAUUUAUUUACAAAAAAAAAACAUUUUUCACUCUUGAAAGUGAAUUUAGUCUGAUAUAAGUUUGAUUAGAAUUGUGUUCAGAACAAAAAGAUAAUUUUGAAUUAGGUUAUACUGUAGGUCCACUAUUUUAGCUUCGAGGACUCAUAGAUAGAUAGACUUUAUUGAUCAAAAAUACAAAAUAACAUUAAAUAUAAGAAGAAAUAUGUACAAUACAGACAAAAAAUACAAAAAAUACUAGAUAUAUACUAUAAAUACAGACUAAAUAUACUUAACAUCCUAAGAGAAAAAAGUGAGAUAUGAAAAACGUGGGCUAUUGAAAUGAGUAAUGAAUAUGAAAUGCAAAAUAUACAGAUGGGAUGAUAAAUAAACAGACAAUUUAAGGUGCUAAAGUAAUGCGAUGUGGUAGGAGUUUUAAAAAUGGACUAUACAGCAGACAUGUGUGAGUCCCUGUCUGACAGAUGUGAAUUGUUGAACAGUGCAAUUGCUUGUGGCAGGAAAGAUUUCCUGUAUCUGUCCCUUCGACAGCGAAACUGCAACAGUCUGUUGGAGAAGGAGCUCCGCUGUCUGUCCAGAGUGAGGUGUAGAGGGUGGUCAGGGUUAUCCAUGAUGGAUACCAGUUUGGUUAGUGUCCUCCUCUCCACCACAGCCUCCACAGUGUCCUGUUUGCAGCCAACCACGGAGCCAGCCGUCCUGAUCAGUUUGUUGAGUCUGUUGGUGUCACUGGCUAAUAAAGUCAUAACAGUAGUUCUGGGGUAACAGAGAAAGUAAAGGAGUCUGAUGAGAGGAUCAGAGUUUCAGAUGUUUGACUUUUUCUUUUCUGAAAUACAGCUGUGAAUGUUCUGAAUCACUUAAAGACAUUCGUAUGUUGAAAUGUUUUUAGCAGUUAUAUGUAAUAAUAAUAAUAAUAAACAGAAUUAUUGCACCAGUUGAAUAGUGUAUAAUAGAUAAAAAUACACAUGAAUAUGAAGAAGUGACUGUUAUUUAGGGAGAGAGAAGGUGAGAGAGGGCUGGGGUGGAGAGUGGGGGCAUGCGGCUCAACUUACCCCACUUUUUUUUGUCAUGCUAUAUUAUAAAGACAGUUCUGUUUACACUCAUUGCUGGUUGGUCUGUUGAUGAACAUCAUCCUGAAAUAUCUGCAGAUUCACUAGUUAGAGACAAAACUAGGAUUGACUUGAUGUAGUGAUCUGAAAUAUGAAAAAUGGCUCAUCUUACCCCACCCUCCCCUACAGCUAUUUCUAAACUGAGGAGCAGACACUAUGGUGCAGAUUCACAUUCAGUCUCCAGGCAAGGACAGAUGUUUCAAUUGAUAACCUCUCUCUUUUUUCUCUAAGGUCCCCAGCAGACUACCUUUUUUCAGACCACACACUAUGGAGCGGAGUGCACUCAAACAGAGCCAGCUUUGCGGCUCCUGGGAGAUGAAGGAGAGACUUGGGAUGGGAGGAUUUGGGCACGUUUAUCUCUACCAGAACCUUGUAAGUCGGCUAAGAGCAUUUACCUCAAAUUCUUUUGUGUCUUCAUCUUUGUCUUAAACCCUGUCUGUAUUUGGGACAGGAGUCGGGAGAGAAGAUUGCUGUGAAACUUUGUCGCUUAGAGCUGAACUCCAAGAACAAAGACCGUUGGAGCAGAGAGAUUCAGAUCAUGAAGAAGUGGGUGUGAAUCAUCCACUUGGGUGCUCAUUUUCCUAUCAUCAAACCGUAGCUUUAUGGUUUGUUUUCUCUCUUUCGGUUGCAGGCUUAACCACGUGAAUGUGGUUCAGGCCAGAGAAGUGCCAGAGGAGUUGACCUCCAUUGCUUUAAAUGAUUUACCUUUGUUGGCCAUGGAGUACUGUUCAAGAGGAGACCUACGCAAGGUACAAAGUGGGUACUUCUAAAGGCCACAAAUAAUAUAUUGUGCCUCCAAACAUUGCACUGUUAAUGUUUUUACAUCUUAAUUUAGGUGCUGAAUAAACCAGAAAACUGUUGUGGGCUGAAGGAAAGUGAAGUCCUCUCACUGCUCAGUGACAUUGGUAGUAUUUUACUCAUCUUUCACUCCCACGAUAAGUCACAUUUGGAAUCCUGAUGUUUAAAGAACCAUACUUUCCACCAUCAUAGGUUCUGGUAUUCAGUAUCUCCAUGAGAAUAAGAUCAUUCACAGAGACCUAAAACCAGAGAACAUAGUUCUACAGGAAGCUGGUGGGAAGGUGAGCUCAUUUCCUUCUGUACACUGCAGUCUGACAUCUCAAAUUCAAUGUGGUUUCCACUGCCCUUUUCUCAUAAUGAAACUAUUCUUCACCCCAGCUCAUCCAUAAAAUCAUAGAUCUGGGCUAUGCAAAAGAUCUAGAUCAGGGCAGUCUUUGUACAUCCUUUGUGGGAACUCUGCAGUAUCUGGUAAGUGUUUAAUCAGAAGUUCAAAUCGAUGCCAGCAUGUUCUUUUUUUUUUCUCCAAUGGUUCGUAUUCUAUAUAUUGUCUAAUAUAUCUAAUCUAUAUGCAUUUCAGGCUCCAGAGCUGUUUGAGAGUAAACCCUACACUGUCACCGUGGACUACUGGAGCUUUGGUACAGUGAUCUUUGAAUGUACAUGUGGCUUUCGCCCUUUUUUACACCACAUGCAGCCUGUUCAGUGGUGAGUCAACAAGGCAGCGAUGCAUUUCCUUAAGAUUUUUAAGAAGCAGGGCAUAAACACAAAGUAAAAACAAACAUUUUGGGUAUGUCGCGUUCCCUUUUCAGUCACACUGAACAUCAACACCUAAAAUCAGAAAUAUACAGGAUUUCCCAUAAAUCACAAUAAGACUUGUAUUAUCAUCAACAAGCUGUUCCUGUAAAUAACACACGUACACGUUCCAUUAUCUCUGGUGCUGUAUCCACAUGUCUGUAUGUGCUGUGGUUGUCGUUUAACUCUGUGCAUCUCUAUCUUUCUCCAUCUCCCACAAUCCCCAAAUACAGCCACAGCAUUUGACUCUCUAACAUGACUAUUAGUGGAUUACUAAAUUACUAAAUGCUGCAAAAUGUUACACUCAUGAUAGAUUAAGAGUGGGUCUGAUCUCGUAAGCUGGAACUCAGUCCUGUCCUACCUUUCUAUUGGGUCUUUAUCGUAGACUGUAUAUAGAAUAGACGCCGUCUGCCUCCUCUCUGGGUGAAGCUACGCCGAGAACAGCACCCUCUGGUGACGGGCUGCAGUAUAGGUCAUAACUCCCACCUCUGCCAGCAAAGCUUAUGGAGCUGUGGACAAACUUUAGAAAUUUAUCACACAGAAUAUAAAUGUUUCUCCCCCCUGGUUGUGAUGUUGACAUGUAGUUACUGUCAGACUGGUUUGUGCUCAAGUCCUCUUUUUUCUGUACAGCUCCGUUUUUAAAAGUUAUGAGGGGGUUCAUGUUUUCUAUGAUUGACACUUGAUACAGCCUAUCGGUGUUCAGGGAUUGCGUAGCUCACCCGGGGGGAUACACUGUUUGAGCCAAGCAUCAUCACAGCGGCUCUGCUGCCGAAUGCGUACAAAAAUCACGGAAAUACAGAGAGCUUUUUGGCUUCAAAUCCGAACCAAGUUGUCCAUAGUAUAUACAGUCUAUGGUCUUUAUUCAUAUAAUGAGUGUAGUGUGUAGCUGUUUUUGACAAGCAUCUUGAGAGCAUGUGUUGUAUAAAUUAGGAUUGAUUGAUUGAGAUUACAAACUGAUUGUAUUUAGUUUAAUCUGCAUUUCAAAAUUUUAGAUAAAGCGAUGAAAGUUGAUCCUUUUUUCUUUUGAACAUUUAAAAAAAUAACGGAUCCUGUUUUCUUCAUGUUUAUUUCUGACUCUGACUUAUUGCAUAUCUAUUUGUAGGACAAGUAAAGUUAAGAACAAAGGCCCCAAAGACAUCAUGGCGGUCGAAGACAUGAAUGGAGAAGUCAGAUUCUCCACACAUCUCCCUUACCCCAACAAUCUGAGCAGGUAGAGACAGAAAGACACUUCUUCACAGUAAUUCAUCGUCCACCAUUUGACCUGCAGCCAACCUGAGUCUGUGCACACGUUUCCAGGCCACUGUUGGAACCAGUUGAGUCUCUUCUGCAGAUGCUGUUGCUGUGGGAUCCUGCAGCACGAGGUGGAGGGCUGGAUCCCGACACGACAAAGCCGUGCUAUUACACAACUUUACAGAAUAUUCUCAACAUGAAGGUGAGUAAUGUCAGUCUUUCUUCACUUUACUGUGGUAUUAUGCAGCAAAGAUCUUAUUCAUCUCUCCUGAGGAAGAACCCCCCCCCUUCAUUGAACCUUGUGAUUUUAAUUCAUCAGGUGAUUCAUGUGUUGGACAUGACGUCAGCACAGCUGCACUCACUGGUUUUGGGUGCUGAGGAGAGCUUGCACUCCCUGCAGCUGCGUCUUGAGACUCAAACUCAGACACACAUCGCCCCGCUGAGUCAGGAGCUGCUGCUGGAGACGGGAAUCUCCCUCGACCCACGCUGGCCACCCUCACACUGUCUGCCAGAGGGGUUGGUAUGUGACACAGGCAAAAGAAAUAUAUCAUGUCAAAAAUCCCAGCCACAAGUGCAAACACAGCAAAUCUAUUUUUUUAUUUCCUUGUUUUUGAAUUCCCUCUGGUUGUGUUUUUGAGACUUAAAGCCGUCACAGUCAGUCCUGUUGUUGAACCACAUCUUUUCCAGAUGGUCUUCUGCUAAGUAAAUAAGACAUAUGAGAUGGUUUACAAUAACAACAAAUUACUUGCAGACUGUAUGCUCAAAUGUAUGAAUAUUGUUUGCUUCCAGGAGUUCAGUCCGCUCUGGAUCGGAAAGCUGAAAUCUCAGACUCUAAAAGCAAGCGGAGCUCCACUCAAACACUGUUAAAUCUCAGACUACUUGUUCUUUGCUUUCAGAGAGGCUGGGACAGCUCCAUCGUCUUCUUGUUUGAUAAGAGCCUGACGAAAUACUCAGGACCACUGACUGCCAGAGCGCUGCCAGACAGUGUCAACUUUAUAGGUGAGAUUUAUGAAUGUGUGCAGAGCUGUGAAAUGAUACUACACAGACUGAUGGAUCUCCAGACAGUUACAGAGAGAAAUUUAUGGACAAAGAUUUUGUUAGAUGGUCUAAAUACACCAACAAAGCCAUCAGAAUGACAGAAAACGAGCAUGAUGACUUAUCCUUAGUAUACUUAACAUGACAGUAAAAAAAAAUUAUUCUUCUUUCUCAACAGCUGUAUUCGACCAACCUUAUUAUUGAUCGUGGUUUGGUAGCCGUCAUUGAAGCAUGUCUUUGUAGGCUGCAUCCAAAACCAUGACUCAGUACUUUUACUGAAAACUUUAAUCUUUUUUGAUUAUCUUCGUUUAAACGGAAAUAAAACUUCAGAAUGAGAGAUGGAAAAACGUUUCUGAUACUCAGAACUUCAAACUCUGACCCCACCACAAUCAAACUUUCACUUUCACCGUGUGUUGCGGUCUUACUGUUUACUAUUGUUUGAUCCUAAUUCACCUGAAAUAACCUUUCUGUGCUGCACUUAAAUGUAAAAUAAUUUAUGUAAACCAUAAUUAAAUUUAUUGCCUAGAAAUUUUUACUGGUUGUGAAACGAUUUGUGGUGAUGCUUCUUCCUAAUGAUCCCAAAAAAAUAUAACACUAUGAUCAACAAUGAGACCACCACUUUCUACAUUUUAAUUUUUAAGGACGGGUGUUAAAAACAAGUCUUCUUUUUAGAAGGAAGGGUCUGGGGGUGUGAUAACGUCUGGCAACACAUUGAUGCGUUUUCUGGCACACUUGUCCACAAUCAUUUUGACAUUUCAGGCUUUGUUAGCUGCAUUUCUCAUUCUGAUGUCAGUGUGGAAACAACUCUUUUAUUCGUUCAUCAAAUCAGGAUUCACAUGUUUUUAUGAAUUAUGUUUUAUCUCAGUCAGGGAGACUAAGACACAGCUCCCACUGUCUGCGCUGAGGAAAGUGUGGGGAGAGGCAGUCCACUACAUCUGUGGACUAAAAGAAGACUACCUCCGCCUGUACCAGGGACAGCGGGCUGCCAUGUAAGUGCACAAACUCACCAAUACACUAACUUCCUCCCACUGAAGCUUCCUCACCUCUAACCUUGUGUUUGCACACGUGUAGGCUGAGCCUGCUGCGUUAUAACACCAACCUGACUCGGUUCAAGAACCUGCUGUUCUCGCAGUCGCAGCAGCUCCGAGCCAAACUGGCUUUUUUUAAGAGCAGCAUCCAGCACGACCUGGAGCAGUACACCAAACAGAAAAACAACGGCAUCUGUGAGUGGACGAUCGACUUCUUUGAAUCAUUGAGUCAUUUCUGAAAACUUAAGUAUGAUUUUUGGUGUUAACUUUGUGUUGUUGUGAAGCUUCAGAAAAACUGCUGAAGACCUGGCAGGAAAAUGAAGAGAAGGCUGACGGGUUUAUGAAGGUGGGAAAAUGAUUUCAGUCAAACAAAUUCUUUACAAACUUUCUGCCAGUAUUGAAAGUAAAUGCAGUGAGUAUCUUCUUCUGUAGGUUGCAGAUGUCGGGUAUCUGGAUGAAGAGAUAGUGGCUCUACACUCUGAGAUUGUGGAGCUGCAGAGAAGCCCGUUUGCAAGGAGACAGGGGGAAGUGAUGGAGCAGCUGUAAGUUUGUUAUACUUACUCUACGGUCAGAUUUUUUUAAUCCAUGAACACAAACACAUCUGUCAGCAGGAAAAACACACCUGCCGAUGUCACGCCAUCUUCAACAAAAACAGGGUCUUCUUACUAAUAACUUUUCAAUCUUACCAAAUAGUUGUCUGUUGUCUGUGCUGUGUUUUGAUCUGGAGCUCAUUAGUUCUGUGUUACUGGUAGUUUAUGAGUAUGAACUGACACUAAUGGGUUGCAGCUGUCUGAUAGUCAGCUGCAGGUUUUAGCAGACAGAUGUUUACUGCACGAUCUCUCAAAUGACACAUGUAACAGGAUAAGUUGUGAUGUUUCAUGUUUGUUUUUUCUGACAACAAAGACAGCACAAAUUGACGGUCAGGAAGAGCUCUUUAACUCGUCUUUUGGCAUUUUAGGGGAAUAACUGAUAAAUAAAACUAGAGAACAAAACAGCCUUUUGUGAAGGAAUGUCAAAAAAAAAAAAAUGAGAGAACAUGUAUUCAAAUGUUAUUGGAUUUCUAAUUCCACAAUGCUCCAUGUUGGGGUUAAAAUACUAAAUACUGUUCCUGUGUUCGAGUUACCUCAGAAGUCAGAGCUGGGAAUGAUGUCACACCCGAGUUACCGGCGUUUCAGAUACCAAGUCGGAAAAAAACAAAAUCAGAGGCAGGAGGAGGAAGGUUAUUUUGGUGCUUGCCUUGUUCUAGCUUAAAUUUGGACAAGGCAAGCACUAAAAUAACUUUCCCAGCUCUGACUUCUGAUUUCGAGGUAACUCAAACGUAGCGUUAAACCAGACUGCUGGAAUUUUGUAUCGACUGACCACAUUACAGACAACCUUCAUUUUUAUGUUCAUGAACGGACCCAAACUCACAAAUUUUGUGCAAAGCCGGUCAAAAAUAGUACGAAAAACAAUUUUAGCAAACAAGUGUCUUCAUGUAAAUUAGACUUCUGACAAUUACUGCAUGACAUAUUUAAACUCAUCUUUCCUCUUAACUGCUUUAAAAGAUAAACUUUCUCUUUCUCUCUUUUUUCAGUGAGGGGAAGGCCGUCGAACUCUACAAGCAGCUGAAAGCAAAAUGCAAAAGUUAGUACAAAUCAUUAAACACAAAAGAUAGAUUUGUGCUUUUGUGGCUCUAUCUGUACACCCUUGACCAAUUACUGUGAUAAUGCUUGUUGCUAUGGAUACACUCAGACGUGUAAUCAACAAAUAAGUUGGUUUUUAGGGUUUUAAGAAAGAUCCACUGAACAAAUGUUUCACUGUGGACCUCAUUGUUGAAUUGAGUGAGAUAAAUGAGGAUAAGUCAUAAAGUUGUGAUUGUACAGGUCCUGACCCUCCACAUGGCUACAGCGACAGCUCAGACAUGGUGAGGACCAUCCUCCAAACCGUUCAAAACCAGGACCGAGUGCUGAAAGACAUGUAUACUCAUCUCAGGUAACUUUUCCCUGAGUGUAAUCCAAAUCAUCCUCUCAUUGGUGAAGCAGAAGUUUGAGGGUCUUUCUUUUUCUUUUUCUCCUGCAGCACUAUUUUGGUGUGUAAGCGACGGAUUGUUGAUUUGUUCCCGAAGUUGGAGAGGGCGGUGGAGAACAUAAAAACUGCAGAGGCGGCAGUGAUGCAAAUGCAAAUGAAAAGACAGAAAGAGUUCUGGUACCUCCUCAAGAUCGCCUGUGUGAGGAAAAAAAGUUUUGACUGCUCUGAAAAUGUUCUUAGCUGCUGAUGCUGUAGAUUGCAGUUUUAUGAUACAGUCUCAAACGUUCUGUUAAAGUAAAAUAAUGUCUGUGAAUUCAGGCCCAGAACAAUUCUCCAUCACCAUCACUGUCGCAACAACCAACCGACAGGUAAGUUCUGCACUGUUGUUUUUCCACAAUUUUAACUGGAUACGAUAAAUAAUCUUACAAACACUUUUGCAGACAAGAGUUUAAGUUUACACUCUAUAUAAUUUGAUAAAAUGCCUCUAAAAGGAAACUUUGAAAAUACCUCAAUUAAAUUAGCUAAAUUAGCUAAAUUACAUGAUACAAAUGGCCCUGUCGAGUUUAUACGAGUUUAUAACCUUAAAGGCAGGCUGCUACAAAUCACAAAUUCUCCACAAGAGGUCGCCAUUUGCACUUAAACUCAUGAAGGUUAAAGAAGUUUCCCUUUAACUUUUGAGUCUAAACAAAAAAUUACAGUAUUUCCACAAUGUAUUUUUAUAGAUAAUGUUACUUUUGGAAUGAUACCACCAAAUAAAACUGAUAAACUGUUGCAAUGUAAUCUUAUGUCUUGCCAAAUAUUUCAUCCAUAAGAAUAAAGUUAUCAGAUCAUCCCCCAGAUUAAUUGUUUUCAUAAAUGAAUUUAAAAUGUAUUUGAAAUCUCUUAAAACGUUUACUGGUUUGAAGAAACAAUAGUUAUAUUUAUAUUUUCCCUCUAAUAUGAACAGCUAAAAAUGUUUUUAAAAAAAAAGAAAACCCUUGUAAAUUUUUGCAGGCAUAAAUUAUUUUAUUUAUUUUAUGUUACUUCUGUGUUUGCUUGUUGUUCUUCACUAUCUACUUUAUUUUAUUGCCCUACUGUUGUUAAGUAUUUCUCACUAUGUUAUUUUAGUAUUGAAAUUACUGUAUUGAACUGAUUUAGUAUGUUUGGAAUUAUAAUUUUGUUAACUCUGACUAAAGUAUAAAAAACAACAACUUUUUCGUUAAACUUUGGAGUUCUGUUAUAAUAUCUUUCUGUAUGAUGCACACAAUUCCAAGAUCAUCUGUACAGUGAAUUUUUUUGUGUUAUUUCAGUGAAACUGUUGAUCAACUACUGGAUGAGAAUCAACAUUAUCUGAGUCUGUUAACGUCUCUGCUGCAUGACACCACCCAAGGGAUGGAGCACAGUGUCAUGGUACGGUUCAUGAAGGACUGUUUUCAUGCGUUUAAACUGAUUCCUAGAGUAACAGCCUGACUGUGAAUUUAAAUAACACACACUUUAUAGGAGAUGGGGGAAUGGCAUAAAAAUGUUCAGAGGAUGGUCAAAGUACAACUUCAAUGUUUUCGUUCCUCCUUUAGGAUCAGGACUGGAGCUGGAUUCAGUACAGAACAGCUGAAGCUGAACCUCAGAAGCUGUAGAGACCGACCAAAGACUACUGAGUGCCACACCUCUGGGAAUUAUGUCAUAAACACGUGCCUUAUCAGAGCAACACAAUCUGAAAGCUUGGUGGAUUCAUACCGAGUCUUUAACACACAUACAUGUAGAGCUGCGAGACAAUGAGUGAAAAUUUGGUAAGCUAUGUAUUACACUUCAGUGUUUGUUAUUUAACUAUGAAAGCUAUUUCCAGCUGUAACCAAGACUUAUUUAUUUGCCGUUCAAACUGAUUUAAGAAACACCCUGCUGCUGGUAAACUAUGCAUGAUGAAACGUCUAUAAAUUUUAUUAAUGUACAACA